CUCAACGACCAUGUUGACAGUAUUUUCUUCUAAAUACCAGCUCUUAAUAUUUUGAGGGAUGUUCACAGUAUUUUUGCAGAUUCGUUCAGGUUUUGUGGAUUUUUAAGGAUUAAUUUCUAUCCUGGAGCUCCUGCCUGUUUAUUUAUGGCACUGCUAAGCAUCCUUUUAUUAGGAAUGACCAAAAAUCAAUUUCUCUUUUUUCCAUGGUAAGCGUGCGGUCUUGGUUCUCCAGAACAAGCAGGGGUAUGGAGCCCAGCGCCGUCCCUUCACCACAGAGGACGAAGCCUGGAAGUCUUUUCUGGAGAACCCGCUGACAGUCGCCACCAAGGCCAUGAUGAGCAUAAACGGAGACGAGGACAGCGCUCAAGCUCUCGGCUUCCUCUACGACUACUAUGAGGUGCCCAGGGAGAAGAGAACAAUACCCAAGACAGAGUCGCUGGUCUCUGAUGUGGAUCCAAACAAAAGGCACCAGAUCCAGGCCAGACAUCCAAUAGUUCCUCUGCCGGACGCUGGUAUGGAGAACAGGAUCCAGGUCCUUAAAACACCCGUCAACAUUCUUCAGCUGGCCCAGGACAAGACCAGGACUCAUUUUCCUUCACCAGACACCACCGUCACCGUCUCCAUCGCCACUGUGCCGAACUACACGCCUGUAAAGACGGAGGUGCCAGCCCACGGCUUCUCUGUCACGGUGCCGAACAACUGCAGCGAAACGGACGGUCACGUGGGCGUCUUCGAGCGCCAUCUGGCCCAGACCGUGGUGCAGUGCAACUCCAGCGCCCCGUCCCGCACUCCUCCCGACUCUACCUUCUCCGAGAGCUUCAAGGAUGGUUCCCAGGAGAUGUUUACGUUCCCAGGAGAUCUCCAGUUACGCAUGGCCACCAUGACCCCCGAGGACUACACUCAGUUUGAAACGGCACCAGGGAGUAACUUCGAGUACUCUCUUGAGGCAUCCAAAUCUCUGCGUCAGAAGACUGGUGACGGGACGAUGACGUACCUCAACAAGGGACAGUUUUACCCCAUCACACUCAGGGAGGUCGACAACAAGGGCAUUCAGCAACCCAUCACAAAAGUCAGGAGUGUGGUGAUGGUCGUGUUCGGAGAGGAGAAGUGCAGGGAUGAUCAGCUGAAACACUGGAAGUACUGGCACUCCAGGCAGCACACGGCCAAACAGCGGUGUCUCGACAUCGCCGACUACAAAGAGAGCUUCAACACCAUCGGCAACAUCGAGGAGAUUUCCUACAACGCCAUUUCCUUCACGUGGGACACGAACGAGGAAGCCAAAAUCUUCAUCUCCGUCAACUGUCUGAGCACCGACUUCUCCUCUCAGAAGGGGGUGAAGGGUCUUCCUCUGAACCUGCAGAUCGACACGUACAGCUACAACAACCGCAGCAACAAGCCCAUCCACCGCGCCUUCUGCCAGAUCAAAGUGUUCUGCGACAAGGGAGCGGAGAGGAAGAUCCGCGAUGAGGAGAGGAAGCAGUCCCGCCGGAAAGGGAAGGUCCCGGAUCUCAGCCAGAACCUGGCCUUUCCAGAUGUUAAAGUUUCCCUCCUUCAGAAGAGAAACGAUGUGACCAUCUUCAAGACGUUGGGCGACCUUGAGACCCAACCCGUCCUGUUCAUUCCUGACAUCCACUUCUCCACCUUCCAGCGCCACCCUUUCCCCACAGAGGAGGGAGAAGAUGGCAGUUCAGGUAUGAGGAGAUUACCCUUCAGCGAUGAUGAGUUCGGGUCACCGCCAAACAAGAUGGCGAGAGCGGACGAGCCCAAGAAAGUCCUGCUGUACGUGCGCAAGGAGUCAGACGAGGUGUUUGACGCCCUCAUGCUGAAGAAUCCCACGCUGCAGGGCCUGGUGGAAGCUAUUUCAGAGAAGUACGAUCUUGCUCUGGAUAAGAUUGGAAAAGUCUACAAGAAGUGCAAGAAAGGUAUUCUGGUCCACAUGGACGACAACAUCAUCAAGCACUACUCCAAUGAAGACACCUUCCAGAUCACCAUGGAGGAGCAGGGCGGCGUGUACAAGUUAACUCUCACAGAAAUCUGAUUCACACAGAGGUGGAAGAUGAUUGUAGCCGUCAGGUUUACACUCCUCGCUUUGCAGAGAUUAUGGACUUGAUAUAAAACUCCAAUAAGGUAAAAAAGAAAAUAAAAAGCCCUCAAAUUGGUACAUCGUAGCCGGAGCCUUUAAGAGAGAACAGUGAUUGUUUUAAAAAACCUAAGUUUGCAUUUACUGCAAAGCUUUUUCUGUGCAUAAAAAGAACAGCAAUUAAGAAUAUAUGUGUGUUUGUGUUCGAUGAGCUGGAGCCUAUAUGUUGGUGCGUAGCUUUAUGCAAACUGUUCGUGGUUGUGGAACAGUUUGGUAGCUGCUAUACCUCAAGCUAUACAAGCAGCAGAGCUUUUUUAUUCAGAGGUUUUGAAUGUAAUUAUAUAUUGAAAAAAUUAACUUCCCUUUUUCCUCUCCAUAAAGUCAUAGCACUGAUGACUAGAACCUGCAAAGUUGGAAAAUUCGCACUCAUAAAUUUGUAUUAUUUACUAAACAGUAUGGCAGUAUUUCGAAUGUCAUCAAUUCGUAGAAUACUGUAAAUAUUUUUUUUUUUUUUUUAGAGUAGUAAUCAGAUUUUCUUUCCCUUUUAAAUUAGUUUAAAUAAGAGGUUUUGUUGAGUAUUACAUAGUUUGUGUUGAUAAAAAUGCUGAAUGUCUGUAGAUCAGUUCAUAUCUAGUAUCUUUCUAGCAGCCUCUUCAGGCUGUCCUGGCAGUGCAAUAAUAAUCAGGCUCAGGCAAAUUCAGAAAAUUAUCCUCUAUUGCCAUAAGAUACAUACUGAUCUUUGUUGUGUUUUUUAUGGAAACAUUGUACAUAGUAUUUGGAAAAGGAUCUGUAUAAUCACUUUUUUAUAUCUUAGUACUUAUUGUGUAUAUAUUUAUUAAGAAUAUGGAUGUGGGUUCUUCAUAUAUAACCAGUUCUCUGUCAUUCCUAUAAUUAUUCAUGAACUUUUUGUAUGACUUCUCCAUUGUGACUACUUCAUGCAGCAAUGCAUCAUGCCAAGGGUGUCACAAUGUGCCUAAUAAAAACUAAACAUCA
Molecule: messenger RNA, 3073 nt
Organism: Gambusia affinis (western mosquitofish)
Lineage: Eukaryota; Metazoa; Chordata; Actinopteri; Cyprinodontiformes; Poeciliidae
Gene: grhl1
Product: grainyhead-like transcription factor 1
Exons: 16
Coding region: 332-2038 (568 amino acids)
Biological process (GO): regulation of transcription by RNA polymerase II
Cellular component (GO): nucleus
Molecular function (GO): DNA-binding transcription activator activity, RNA polymerase II-specific; RNA polymerase II cis-regulatory region sequence-specific DNA binding
Source: RefSeq, a predicted model, not a curated record